CAGUCCUCCUCACUCACUCCAUAUUUCUCUCUAAAAAUAAAAAUAAAAGUUAGUUCACACCUUCAAUGGGGCGGAGCAAAUGUACGACGGCGGUGGCUCUGGCAUUGUGCGCCACAUUAGCGGUGAUGUUGCCGGAAUUAGUCGCCGGUAAACGGUACAUCGUGGGAGGAAACAUGGGCUGGACCACCAACUAUAACUACACUCUUUGGGCCGCAAACCAAACAUUCUACCGUGGUGACUGGCUCUUUUUCGUGUAUGACCGAAACCAAAACGACAUAAUAGAAGUGAACAAGACCAACUACGAAACCUGCAAUGCUGAGCAUCCAGUUCACAACUACACAACAGGAGCCGGAAGAGAUGUGGUGGAGCUCAACGUCACCCAUGACCGCUACUUCAUUAGUAGCAAAGGGUCCUGCUACGGCGGCAUGAAACUGCACGUACAUCUCUCUCGUAUACCACCACCCCCACGUGCAGCCCCUAUCAAGAGUGACUCUUCAACAUUCACCGUUCUCAGAAGCCAGCUCGUGAUCCCUGCUGUAGUCACCAUCGCCGCAAUAUGGGACUCACUACUGCUCCGUGUCUGAUGCAGUAAUGUAUUUGAUGACAGAUGGCAGACGAAAUCGUUGUCAUCUAGAAUCGAUAGGUAGGUUCUACCGCCCAAAAUGGGUACACCUUGUGUUUGGGUAAUACUGUUUUAAUCUUUUUCAGUGGGUGUUGUAUUUGUUUGUGGUUCAUUAUCUUUAAUUUGGCCUACAUUUCAAACUUGAUUUGUGGGUUUGAUUGUGUUGGGUGGAUGAAUGUAACUGAACAUUGAUUUACUUGGAUCAUUAAUUUAUUUAUUUCACUGCGUGACUAUUGACUAA
This is a messenger RNA of Helianthus annuus (common sunflower), 863 nucleotides long. Its product is annotated as lamin-like protein. Gene Ontology annotation, cellular component: plasma membrane. The coding region runs from base 66 to 584 and encodes 172 amino acids. The transcript is spliced from 2 exons. The record is from RefSeq and is a predicted model, not a curated record. NCBI's taxonomy places the organism in Eukaryota, Viridiplantae, Streptophyta, Magnoliopsida, Asterales, Asteraceae. Gene Ontology annotation, molecular function: electron transfer activity.